AUGAGCCGCGCCGGGAGCUGGGACAUGGACGGGCUGCGGGCGGACGGCGGGGCCGCCGGGGCGGCCCCAGCCUCCUCCUCCUCCUCCUCCGUGGCGGCGGCGGCGGCCCCCGGCCAGUGUCGCGGCUUCCUCUCGGCGCCAGUGUUCGCCGGGACACACUCUGGGCGUGCGGCGGCGGCAGCGGCGGCGGCGGCGGCGGCGGCGGCGGCGGCCUCGGGCUUCGCAUACCCGGGGACCUCGGAGCGUGCGGGCUCCGCCUCGUCGUCGUCAUCUUCGGCUGUGGUCGCAGCGCGUCCAGAGGCUCCCUCCGCCAAAGAGUGUCCCGCGCCCGGCGCGGCCGCUGCAGCGCCUCCGGGCGCCCCAGCUCUGGGCUACGGCUACCACUUCGGCAACGGCUACUACAGUUGCCGCAUGUCGCACGGCGUGGGCUUACAGCAAAACGCUCUCAAGUCGUCGCCGCACGCCUCGCUGGGAGGCUUCCCGGUGGAGAAGUACAUGGACGUGUCGGGCCUGGCAAGCAGCAGCGUACCGGCCAACGAGGUGCCCGCAAGAGCCAAGGAGGUGUCCUUCUACCAGGGCUACACGAGUCCCUACCAGCACGUGCCUGGCUACAUCGACAUGGUGUCCACCUUCGGUUCCGGGGAGCCUCGGCACGAGGCGUACAUCUCCAUGGAGGGCUACCAGUCCUGGACGCUGGCCAACGGGUGGAACAGCCAGGUGUACUGUGCCAAGGACCAGACACAGGGCUCCCAUUUUUGGAAAUCCUCCUUUCCAGGGGAUGUGGCUCUAAAUCAGCCAGACAUGUGUGUCUACCGUCGGGGGAGGAAGAAGAGGGUGCCCUACACCAAACUGCAGCUCAAAGAACUGGAGAACGAGUAUGCCAUUAACAAGUUCAUUAACAAGGACAAGCGGCGGCGGAUCUCAGCCGCCACGAACCUAUCCGAGAGACAAGUGACCAUUUGGUUUCAGAACCGAAGAGUGAAAGACAAGAAAAUCGUCUCCAAGCUCAAAGACACUGUCUCCUGAUGUGGACCAGACUGGUCAAAGAGAAUUUAAAUGCUUUCAGUUGUCUCCAAAAGACCUUCGGAAAGACUUGAAUAUGUAUUUAAUUCCUCCCACCUCCCUGCCAAUCAUGGCAAAUUUUGUGAAUUGUUUUUCUCUCUUCCCCUAUCAGGCUCUAAAACCUUUUGCUACCCCAACCUGACUUUGUAGUUCUGUUUCUUACUUGCUUAUUAUUGAUUUUGUUCUUGUCUAGGUUUAUUUUUUAUGAUGUUUUUAAUGUUCUGUUUCUCCCUCCAGGCCAGUAUAAAGGACUUGAAGUACUUUUGAAUAAUACCCCCCCCCCCAAAGAAUUUCAGAAGUGCCAUUAUGAUUUUAGGGUUUUAUUCUCUUAAAUUACUUCAAAUGCCUGUUUCCAGCACUGAUUAUCUUCAUAAUCUAUUAGGGCAGAACGAUUUGCAGUCAUUCAUAUCCUGUGAUUGGGCAAUUUAAUCAUUAGCUCUCAGCAGUCACCCUGAGGCAAGUGGAAACAGCUCUGGGCAGGCAGCGCUCUAAGGUCACUGGGAAAGUCUAAAAACAGGCGGCUGGAGGUACUCUGAUGGCUUUAAAAGCAGCUACCUUAUUAAAUAGGGUUUGUGUCGAUGUUGAAAUGAAGACAAUCUUCCCUACUUCGGAUCUUUCAUUUGCUGUUGUACUUCUAUGUGUUUAGUAUAUGUCGUCGAUUUGUGCUUUUAUAAUCUUUAAUUUGAAAAUAAUUUGUCUUCAUGGAUGCCUUCAUUCCCCCAGCUCUGAAUGCAGAUAUUUAAAUGGCUGCAAAUGUGAGAGUAAUCCAUGGAUGGUAUAAAUGCACACCUUCUCCUUGACCCUGGGUCUGUGGGACUAGAACUGAAGUGAUCUCCUCAGUCCCCUGAAAGAGAAUGAAUCAAGGUGGCCAAGGGUGGGAACUUUUGUCCAGAACCCAACGAAGAACUUGACUGUCUGAACAAAUGUAUUGAGCCCCUCUUGGAAUUUUAAAACAUCUAACGAAUAUGAAAAUGUGGAGCUCUAAAGUUCAAGGUGGAAAAAAAAUGAUGUGAUGAUAAAUAACUACUUUUUAAAGUGCUGCAUAUUUAUACAACCAAGAGAUAUUUUUGUAGAUGAAAUGUCUGUGAGCUGGGAUAUGUGUGCAGUGCUUCAGGCAUUUAAAAAUGAUUUUUUUUUUAUUCCUAGGGAGAUGCAAAUAAACAGAACUCUCUUGUUUCUUCGUCUUUUAUAUAUUUUCUUUUUCCAAGCUUGUUACCUCUUGUGUUCUUAUUUAUUAUAAAAUCUUGUUGUCCUCAACAUUAUGAUGUUCGCUAUAGACGAAGGAAACUCAAUACCAGUUCUACUCUCUGAAACUCCACUCCAUUUCCGCCACCCCUCUCCACCCUUUUCCCUGUGGCUUUAACAUAAGUAGUGAUGUCUUUAAAUGAGAAUAUAAUUUGCGGUGUCUGAAAUGGUAUUUUUUACCGGACCAAAAAAAAAAAAAACAUCUCCAAUAAAAUUUUACUUCUCUUUCAAUAUUA
This is a messenger RNA of Herpailurus yagouaroundi (jaguarundi), 2543 nucleotides long. RefSeq names its product homeobox D13 (gene HOXD13). Gene Ontology annotation, molecular function: DNA-binding transcription factor activity, RNA polymerase II-specific; DNA binding. NCBI's taxonomy places the organism in Eukaryota, Metazoa, Chordata, Mammalia, Carnivora, Felidae. The transcript has 2 exons. Gene Ontology annotation, biological process: regulation of DNA-templated transcription. The record is from RefSeq and is a predicted model, not a curated record. The coding region runs from base 1 to 1026 and encodes 341 amino acids.